AUGUCUGUUCUGGGCCCCAAGGCCUACAUCUUUGGCGGAGAACUGUUGCCCAGACAGCCAGUGGAUAAUCAGUCCGAUGUAGUGGACGUCACAGUCGAGUCUCGUGACGGACCACAGACACUGGCUGUUGUUGAUGCCCCGUCUCCUCGGGUCGGCGCACCCAGCGUCUCGGCAAACGGGUACAUAUGGCUAUUCUCAGGGCGAGGCGGUCCAGCCAUGGACCCCAUCGACGAGCAAGGCGGUGUUUGGAGAUGCGAUGCAGCUAUUCCUAGCUGGGACCUGAUCGAGACUGCAUCUUACAAGUAUCCUGCCGCGCGCAGCUAUCACGCAAUGGCAUCCGAUGGCGCAAAGACCAUCUAUCUUCACGCCGGCUGCCCGUCUCAAGGCCGCUUGUCCGACUUGUGGGCGUUCGACACCGCAAGUCUCGAGUGGACUGAGCUCCCGUCUGCACCUGGUCCCGCGCGCGGAGGGACAUCCAUUACCUUCUGUCAAGGGAAGCUCUACCGCGUCGGCGGCUUCGACGGAACCUCGGAGCAAGGCGGCGUCGUGGACGUUUACGACCCGGCAGCAAGCACGUGGCAAAGCAUCUCCUUUAGUCCCGAUGAUAUCCACGGCCCGGGCGCAAGAAGCGUCGCUGCUCUGCUGGCCGUGAGGAGCGAGGGAGAGCCUGUCCUUGUUAGCAUGUUUGGGGAGGGCGAUCCGUCGUCUCUGGGGCACGCGGGGGCUGGCAAAAUGCUCCACGAUGUGUGGCUGUUUCAUAUUAGAGACGCGGCCUGGAAGAAGAUGGAGUUUGAGGGCGACGUUCCCAGCGCGAGAGCGUGGUUCGCGGCAGAUGUCCUGCAGGGGCGUGAUGGAGAUGCCGUCAUUGUCCAUGGCGGGCUGGCCGCGGACAACUCUCGACUGGGAGAUGUUUGGAGAUUGGAGUUGGCGUGA
Messenger RNA from Metarhizium album ARSEF 1941, 933 nucleotides. RefSeq names its product Kelch-type beta propeller. The transcript is spliced from 2 exons. Bases 1 to 933 code for a protein of 310 amino acids. The record is from RefSeq and is a predicted model, not a curated record. Gene Ontology annotation, molecular function: protein binding. NCBI's taxonomy places the organism in Eukaryota, Fungi, Ascomycota, Sordariomycetes, Hypocreales, Clavicipitaceae.